UUUCGCGCCUCGCCAUUCCGGAUUAACGUAAUCCUUUAAUACGCAUGCUCAACCGGAUAUUCAUUCACACAACGUUUUUUUUUAAUCUCAUCGAAAUGAUAUUCGCAGAUGAUAAUAUAACGGAAAACAAGUUGUAUGUCAUUGAAUCCAUAUAGAUAUACAUACAUUACAGUAAUUCUUGUGUUAUACACUCUCGUUUAUUUCCUAAUUAUAACUACUACCAUUCUUUCGCCUAACCGUGAUAUACACGAGAAUGUCUGAUGGUAUUGGCAGCAAAAGCAUUUUAACUUGAGAUGAUGGUUUAAAGAUUAAAGGAACAUGUUAUACGAAGCAGAUGUAAUUAUAUUCAUAUAAACCUGUGAUGGAAUUGCCAUGAAAUAUUUCCAGAAGACGAGGAUAUUUAUUUGAAAUACAAUAUAAAAAUGGAAAGGAAAAGAGAUCAUAAAAAAGAGAGGAGGUUUAUGGAAAAUGUCUGGUGUUUGUGCUGCAAUAAAUGUGAAGAAAGAUAGAAAAAGAAGUGAUUUACUUGAUAAGAUGUCGAAAAAGAAGGGCAAAACUUCAUAUCACUGUGAUAUCUGUAAAAAGACAUUCCAGAAACAACGUAACCUAACUAUUCACAAGAAAAGUCAUUCAGGAGAGAGACCAUUUCACUGUGACAUCUGUGGCAAAUCCUUCGUUGGAAAACAAGUGUUAAUGGUUCACAAACGUAUUCAUACUGGAGAAAAGCCAUAUCACUGUGAAAUAUGUGGUGGUUUAUUCUUGUUAAAAAAUAACUUAUCUAUACACAAACGUAUUCACACAGGAGAGAGACCUUACAGCUGUGAUAUCUGUGGUAAAUCUUUCAAACAAAGUGGUGACUUAAAGGCUCACAAACGCACUCACACAGGAGAGAAACCAUAUCGUUGUGAUAUCUGUGGUAAAUCCUUUUCACAAGGCAACCAACUUAGUAUGCAUAAACGCAUUCAUACAGGAGAGAGACCAUUUCACUGUGAUAUCUGUGGCAAAUUCUUCAUUGCAAGCAAUGCCUUAAAGGUUCACAAGCGUAUUCAUACUGGAGAAAAACCUUAUCCCUGUAAUAUCUGUGGAAAAUCAUUUGCUCUAAAUUGUAACUUAGCUGUUCACAAACGCAUUCAUACUGGAGAGAAGCCAUAUCACUGUGAUGUCUGUGGCAAAUCAUUCUGUCGUAGUCAUCACUUAUCUGUUCACAAACGCAUCCAUUCAGGUGAGAAGCCAUAUCAGUGUGAUAUCUGUGGCAAAUCAUUCUCUCAAAAAUCUGGCUCCGUUGUCCACAAACGCACACAUUCACAAGAUAAGCCAUAUUGUGAUAUCUGUGGUAAAUCUUUCUCUCAGGCUAAUACUUUAGCUAUUCACAAAAUGAAACAUGCAAAUGAGAAGCCAUAUCAUUGUAAUGUUUGUGGUGAGUCUUUCUUUCGAAUAUGUGACUUAAAUAAUCACAAAAUUACUCACAGGGAAAAAAGACAGUAUCACUGCGAUACUUGUGGUAAAACUUUCCUUCAAAAUUCUCAGUUAGUUAAACAUAGACGUAUUCAUACGGGGGAAAAGCCAUAUCAUUGUGAUAUCUGUGGUAAAUCAUUCUCUGUAGGCAGUAGUUUGACUUCUCACAAACGUAUUCAUACAGGAGAAACACCAUUUCACUGUGAUAUCUGUGGUAAAUCAUUCUGUGUAAGCGGUAAUUUAACUAUACACAAACGAAUUCAUACAGGAGAAAAGCCAUACCACUGUGAUACCUGUGGUAAAUCAUUCACUGUACGUAGUGCAUUAAAAUCUCACAAACAUAUUCAUACAGGUGAGAAGCUAUUUCAGUGUGAUAUCUGUGGUAAAUCAUUCUCCCAGAGAUCUCACAUAGUUAUCCAUAAACGUACUCAUACAGGAGAAAAACCAUAUCAUUGCGAUAUUUGUGGUAAAUCAUUCUCUCACAAAUGUAGCUCAGUUGCCCACAAACGUACCCAUUCAAGAGAGAAGCUACAUUGUAAAAUCUGUGGUCAAUCAUUCUCUCAGGCUAAUAGUUUAGCUAAUCACAAAAAAAAAGCAUGCAGAUGACAAGCCAUAUCAUUGUGAUGUUUGUAGUAAAUCAUUCUCUGAAAGUGGCGACUUGACUAAACACAAACUCACCCAUACAGGAGAGAAACCAUAUAGCUGCAAUAUUUGUGGUAAAUCUUUCUGCGUACGUAGUGCAUUAACUUUUCACAAACUUCUUCAUACAGGUGAGAUGCUACAUCAAUGUGAUAUCUGUGGUAAAUCAUUCUCUCAGAAAUCUUACAUAGUUAUCCACAAACGUUUUCAUACAGGUGGUGAGAUACCCUAUCAUUGUGAUAUCUGUGGCAAAUCACACUCCCAGAUAUCUGCGUCAGUUAUCCACAGACGUACUCACACUGGAGAGAAGCCAUUUCACUGUGAUACUUGUGGUAAAUCAUUCUCCAACAAUCGUGCCUUAACCAUACACAAGACGUAUUCAUACAAGAGAGAAGCCAUUUGAAUGUGAUAUCUGUGGUAAAUCAUUCUCUGGAAAAAGCGUUGUAACUACACGCAAACGUAUUCAUACAGGGCAAAAGCCAUAUUGUGAUGUUUGUGGAAAAUCAUUUUUUCAUAGAAAUACCCUAACUUACACAUAAGUGGAUUAAUUUCCUGGUCAAUCAUGACUCCUUUAAAAUUCAUUGAAAUAAAAUUCAUUAGACAUAAA
Molecule: messenger RNA, 2701 nt
Organism: Octopus bimaculoides (California two-spot octopus)
Lineage: Eukaryota; Metazoa; Mollusca; Cephalopoda; Octopoda; Octopodidae
Source: RefSeq, a predicted model, not a curated record